Macroventuria anomochaeta is the source of this 2121-nucleotide messenger RNA. RefSeq lists its product as uncharacterized. The record is from RefSeq and is a predicted model, not a curated record. The transcript has 3 exons. Gene Ontology annotation, cellular component: nucleus. Bases 1 to 2121 code for a protein of 706 amino acids. Lineage: Eukaryota; Fungi; Ascomycota; Dothideomycetes; Pleosporales; Didymellaceae. Gene Ontology annotation, biological process: regulation of transcription by RNA polymerase II. Gene Ontology annotation, molecular function: DNA-binding transcription activator activity, RNA polymerase II-specific; RNA polymerase II cis-regulatory region sequence-specific DNA binding.
AUGUCCGAGUCGAGAAUCAAGCGGAGGCGUCUCGUGCUUUCGUGCUUUGAGUGCAAUCCAGAACUUUGCCAGUACGAUCCCCGUUUCUUGAUGGAAGCCGGUACGGAACCAGAUGUGGGUGGCGUAGCUCGUGCUCAUCAGCCUUGGUCCUCCACCAACAACUCAAUGAGCGAGUUACCGUCAGCCACUUUCGACCACUUCGACGCCUUGCUUAUCGGCGAGAACUGCCAACCAAGCCCUUGGCUACCUUUUCAACUUGAUCUGGAUCUCGACAGUUCCUCUUCUGGGAAUGUGUCUUCUGGUGGUUUGUCUUCUGGGGGCUUGGAUAAUGAGAGCCUCAUCGGAUCCGUCAGAUCCCACAUGCAACAACAGCCAGUCACAGACCACAGGAAAAGCUUGGGUAACCAGUUUCGGGGCCCCAGCCACUCAAUGAGCAUUAUUGCUUCAUUCCAAGACUUCUGCAGGUUUAUGAAACAGACUAUUGAGGAUCACCACAUCCUCGGCGCUCCGCAAUGGACUACCUACACGCCCAGUGCAGACAAGACCAUUCCCUCCUACUCCAGAGAUGGUGUAGAACAAGUCAUCAAAAGUCUUCUCCCAGCAGAAGAGCGCUGUCGCCGUCUCUCAAAAUGCUACCUCGACCACUUCACGGGGAUCCACGCCCUCUUCCACGUUCCCUCUUUCUGGCAAGAAUACCAAAGUUAUUGGAACGGGACGCAUGAUGAUGCAUCUCGGUUCAAUGCGGUACUUCUGGCUGUCAUGUCAUGCUCAAGGUGUCUUUUCGCGGACGAUCCGCUGUCAUUCGACGGAGACAGUUCUACAGCCAGAAAUGAAGCCGUGGGAUGGUUGCAUGCUGUCGAAGCAUGGCAGAGCUAUCAAUCGGCAAAAAGUACUACGAUCGAAGUGUUUCAGCUUAAGUGCUUAGUACUCUUAUCAAAGACUCUAAACGAUAUCGACCGCGAGGACCACUACACCGCUUCUCAAACCCUGCUCGCUGAUGCUAUCUCAAAUGGUCUUCACCGAGACUGGAGAAUCCUUGGUGUCGACGAAUCCAUCUAUGAGAGAGAGUUACGCCGCAAGAUAUGGUCCGCUAUAGCUGAGCUGGAUAUUGCGGUCUGCAUUGAGCGCGGCGUCCCGUCUAUGGCCUCCAAUCUUUUUGCCGACAUUCAAGAACCAAAAGGCUACAACGACUGCGAUUACCAUUCUAACACUGAGUUUGAGCCCCCUGAUCAUUCAGAUAGCCAGCUCACAGAUAGCUCGUUUGCAAAAAUUGCACACUCGAUCCGAACGCUUCGCUACAAUAUCAUCGACUUCGUCAAUAAUCCGCAAAAACAUAGAUCGCUUGACCAACCCCAACUCGUGGAGUUACGGGUGCAGAUCUCCGAAGCUCUAGAUCGUAUACCUAAAUGGCCAAUCUCGGCACCGGACGUAGCGGGACGCAAUCAAGGGCUGAUAUAUCGAGCGGUUUCAGAGUUGUAUCUGCAUGAACUCCUGCUUCUGUUGCAUUUACCGUUCGCCCUCACGAAAGAUACCGCCGUUUCUUCAGCUAUGGACACCGACUUUCAACGGUUCAUUUGUGUAAGAUCCGCUAGCACAAUUAUCAAGAUACACGAGCUGGUAGCGCACGAGGGAUUUAGUCCGAUAGCCUUGGGUAACGGGCAUCUCUUACGAGCAGGACUAUGUUUGUGUCUCCUUGAGGGGGGCGCAUUAGACUACGGUAUCACUUCCCUCCCUCUUUUCCCAGCCACACAGAUUGAACUAGUCAAAUCUGGCCUCGGCAUGGUCGAGCAACACGUUCUCAGCCUGGGCACCGAUCUCCAAUCUCUGUGGCUCUUUUCCGCUGCCAGCUGCUACGUCGAAUCACGUAGAGAUCCUAGCACAAGCUCCGCUACCAAGAGUCGUAUCACUGACAAUAUUGUUGCUUUGUUCAGCAAGAUGUGCUGGGCACAAGAACACAAAAGCAUUCGUCUUGGACUAUCUGAUGCCCACUUCGCGCGCUACAUAACGCAAAUCCACGAGGUAUGCGAGGCUGUCAGUCAGGUGGUGAGCAGUAAGACAGAAUUGGAUAUGAGUUCUGCGCUGAUCAAGGUCGGAGCAAUCUCUAUGAACUCCACACAUUGA